UUACACGGUCAAUCGAUACUAAAUUUUACUCUUAAACGUGCUUUUGAGAAGGAGGACUCAGUAUUGUGGCGCUCUUUACGGAAUAAGCCUCCUAGCAAUGGUCAUCAGAAGUGGAGCUGCCUCUUAUUCUAUGUCGUCACAAUAACUUGUUACAAUAACAACAUAGGACAACCGACACAGUCUGGUGCAGGCGCGCGCGCAAACCGGUCUCCUUGUAUCAUUAUACACUUUCUAGGUGAUAUGGGACCAUUGGAACUGUAUGCAAACUACCUAUAUAAACUUACAAAUUAUGGACCGUUGGACGGGUAAGACCGCAGUGGUGACAGGAGCCAGCGCCGGCAUCGGAGCGGCGAUCUGUGUGGCGCUGGCCAACGCUGGGAUGACAGUCGUUGGCUUGGCCAGGAGAGCCCCUCUAGUAGAUAAUUUGAAAAGCCAACUAAAUGGCAAGGGCAGCCUGCACUCUAAGCAAUGUGACGUGUCAAAGUUGGAGGACAUCACGGCCGCCUUCCAGUGGGUGGAGGACACCUUCGGAGGCACCGACGUGUUGGUCAACAACGCCGGCGUGUUCCACCAGGGACAGUUUACUGAUUUGGGUGACAAGAUGAUGAGCGAUGAGGAAAUUAUAUCGACUAUCGAUACCAACCUCAAAGCGGUCGUCUUUUGCACACGGCGAGCCCUUGCUUCCAUGAAGAAGAGGAACUUUGACGGCCAUAUAGUCAACAUUAACAGCAUCGCUGGUCACUACAUCCCCUUCUCCUCUUUGUUCAACCUCUACCCGAGCACGAAGCACGCGUCCUGUGCUUUCACAGCCUCGCUGCUCAACGAGUUAGCGGAUUUCAAGAACAAGAUCAAAGUUACGAGCAUUGCCCCAGGACUAGUGGACACCGCUAUGGCGGAGGAGGCAGCCAAAUACUUCCCUACAUUGAGAGCAAGCGACGUCGCCGACGCUGUACUGUACGUCGUCUCGACGCCGCCUAACGUUAAUAUCAACGAAUUGAGUAUUUCCCCGGUGUCGGAGAAAAGGCUUUGAUAUCAACGCUUUGCUGCAAUCAAUAUUCUAAUAUUGUUAUCAUUAUCACUACAUAUUAUAAAGCCUUCUGUUUUCUUUGUCUGUAUGUAUGAGAUAAUCUCGGAAUGUUAUGGACGGAUUUUGUUCCUAUUUUAAAUAUUGGAAAGAGGUUUUUCUGGGGAAGGUCCGGGACCGGGACCGGGAUAAGUGACCCUUAUUGGCGAAAAAUUAGGUAACUUCUAUUUCCAUAUAUUAAACAUGUUGACGAAGCACUAAGUAAGUAUAUAAAUGAAGUCCGACCAAAAGUGUUAUGAAGAAAUUGUUAUAAUUUUACGAAUAAAUGAUAACUAAUUUUUUUUAAA
Molecule: messenger RNA, 1371 nt
Organism: Amyelois transitella
Lineage: Eukaryota; Metazoa; Arthropoda; Insecta; Lepidoptera; Pyralidae
Product: farnesol dehydrogenase
Exons: 8
Coding region: 260-1030 (256 amino acids)
Source: RefSeq, a predicted model, not a curated record